Molecule: messenger RNA, 720 nt
Organism: Prorocentrum cordatum
Lineage: Eukaryota; Dinophyceae; Prorocentrales; Prorocentraceae
Source: the annotation of a GenBank genome assembly
AUGAUGCGACGCAUCCUGCAGGCCAAGACCGAGUCCGUCAAGUGGGCGCAGCAGAUCCCCUUCAGCGCGGGGGGCGCUGGCUCGGAGUUCGAGGACGACGUCGCCCACGAGGGCGGCGCCGACGAGAGCGCGGGCGAGGGCGCCGGGGUCGAGCCGAAGGCAGAGCACCCCAAGGCCGCGCAGUUCCUCUACGGCUGGGACCCAAAGCGCAGCAAGGCGCGGAGGGUGGACGCUUUCGACGGACGCGUGGAGUUUGCCAGCAAGGCUGCUCAGGCCAAGUCUGCCCUAUUCGGCACUUUGGAGGAGACUGUGGACAUCGUGGUCGGGAUGGCCACGGGGCUUGCGGAUGGUAAGUUGGAGACGGAUCAGGCCAAGCAGGCCAUCAACAUCAAGGAGUCUGAGCACGCGAAGGCGGCCCCUCAGCGCGAGAAGGAGGCGCAGGAGGCGAAGGGGGGCCAGAAGGCGACUGAGGACGAGCAGCAGGCGACUACCGGGCAGCACAAGGCGACUCCCAAGGUGGAGAAGAGGCAGACGGCAGGGGAGAGGCAGACGCCCAAGCAAGUCAAGACGCUGGAGGAGCCCUUUCGAGCUUCCAAGAAAAAGACUGGCGAUUCCGACGUGGUUCCUGCGGUGGCGAAGGCUGCCAAGUCGUCAACUGGCAGCGAGCCCGAUAAUUUCUUUGAUGACGCAGGAGACCUUCAUCUUCCUCCUUGGAUAUGA